UUAUCCGACUCUGUUCUGUUUUACAAGGGUUUUUCUGAGGAAGAACCGCCGCCGCCGUCUCGUCUUUUUAUCCCGCCAUACGGCCACAAUCUCGUGAUUCCCUCCUUCCCAUUGCGUGUCUACUUCUUUCUUCCUCGUGAGCUCCGGCCUUCAUCCGGCAGUCGCUUCUACUUCAGUUUUGGUUGAAGGGAACUCAGUGAGGUUCUCUAUCGGCAGGCAUCGCAGGCGACGGGGUGACAGUCGUUCCGCCUCUCCUAUUCUCAGAUUGAAAGCGAAAGCAAGCAGCGGAGGCGCUGCUUCUUAUUUGGUAGUACAUGGCGGCUGGCAAGAGAAAACAUGCUGGAGAGAAAGAAAGUGUCGACAGAGAUCCUUCCAGAAAGUUCAAGAAGGCAGGGAUCAACCUUUCCUCUCCCUCGAAGACGCCGUCCUCCGUUAUCAUGGAAGAUGCUGACCUUGAUUUUCCCAGAGGUGGAGGGAGAGUCCUAAGUCGGGAAGAGGAGGCAGAGGCUCGUGCAGAAGCAGAAGCUGAAUUUGAAAGGGAGGAAAGUAGUGGAAGGAAGGGGAAAGGUAAUCUGAGAAAGAAGGGGCUGAGGGGAUCACUAACAAACGUGCAAGAUGAUUUGGGUUUUCUUUCCGGAGAUGGUAUCACUGGGAAGCUGCCCAGGUUUGCUAAUCGAAUAACAUUAAAGAAUAUUUCUCCUAGAAUGAAGCUAUGGGGUAUUGUUGUUGAAGUAAAUAAAAAGGACCUUGCAAUCAGUCUUCCUGGGGGAUUGAGAGGGUUUGUUCGGGCAGAACAAACAACAGAUAUGCUUGCAGCUUCUGAAAUCAAGGACUCUGAAGGUUGUAUGCUGUCCAGCAUAUUUCAUGUUGGGCAACUUGUAGCUUGUUUUGUCGUGCAAGUGGAUGAUGAGAAGGAUGGAAAAGGAAAUAAAAGAAUUUGGUUGUCACUCCGCCUGAGUUUGUUGUACAAAGGCCUCACUCUCGAUGCAGUUCAAGAUGGAAUGGUCUUGAAUGCUCAAGUAAAGAGCAUGGAGGAUCAUGGCUACAUUAUCUAUUUUGGAGUCUCAUCUGUUACUGGAUUUUUGCCAAGGAAUCAAAAUGAUAAUCAACUUACGGCAGGACAAUUUAUACAGUGUUGUGUUAAAAGCAUUGACAAAGAUCGAGCUGUUCUCUAUGUUGAUUCUGAUCCUGGCGUGGUCGCAAAACAUGUUGUUAAAGAUCUUAAAGGACUCUCAAUUGACCUAUUGGUUCCAGGCAUGAUGGUUAAUGCUCGAGUGACUUCUGUUCUUGAUAAUGGAAUAAUGCUAUCAUUUCUUACAUACUUCACUGGAACUGUUGAUAUGUUCCAUUUAGAGAAUGCUUUCCAAAGUGGAACAUGGAAAGACAACUAUGCUCAGAACAAAAAGGUGAUUGCUCGAAUAUUGUUUGUUGAUCCAUCAACUAGGGCUGUUGGAUUGACCUUGAAUAAGUUUCUCGUGGAUAACAUUGCUCCACCAGCUUAUGUUAAAACUGGAGAAAUUUAUGAAAAUUCACAAAUAUUGAGGGUUGAUAAGGGGCUUGGAUUGCUUUUGGAGAUACCUUCUUCUCCUUCACCUUCACCAGCAUAUGUCAAUACAUUUGAUGCUUCUGAUAAAACCUUCAAACUGGAGAAAAAUUUCAAGGAAGGUGAUAAUGUUCGUGUUCGCAUUCUUGGUAUGAAACAUCUUGAAGGAUUGGCAAUUGGUACUUUGAAGGCUAGUGCUUUUGAAGGGCCUAUUUUCACACACUCAGAUGUAAAGCCAGGAAUGUUGGUGAAAGCCAAAGUGAUUAGUGUUGGAAACUUUGAUGCACUUGUGCAGUUAUCAAGUGGCAUAAAAGUUCUUUGCCCUCUCCGGCACAUGUCAGAGCUAGACAUUGCAAAGCCACCAAAAAAAUUCAAGGUUGGAGCUGAAUUACUCUUUCGCGUGCUCGGUUGUAAGCACAAGAAAAUUACUGUUACCUACAAGAAAUCACUAGUUAAAUCCAAGCUUAACGUGGUAUCGUCAUAUGCUGAUGCAACUGAAGGACUUCUUACACAUGGAUGGAUUUGCAAAAUUGAAAAGCACGGAUGCUUUGUAAGGUUUUAUAAUGGUGUUCAGGGUUUUGCCCCCAGAUCUGAGCUUGGGUUGGUGCCUGGAAUUGAAGCUGAUUCUGUUUUUCACGUUGGGCAAGUGGUCAAGUGUAGAAUAACAAGUAUAGCUUCUUCAAGAAGAAUUAACCUUAGUUUCAUCACAUCCUCUACAAGGGCUCCUAACAGUGACACGGUCAAGGUGGGUUGUAUUGUCUCUGGUGUUGUUACAAAUUUGACUCCCACAGCAGUUAUUGUUAAUUUGAAGGAUGGCCACAUGAAGGGGACAAUUUUUAAUGAGCAUUUAGCAGACCAUGAAGGGCAUGUUACUUUGCUCAGAUCAUUAUUGAAGCCAGGGUAUGAAUUUGAUCAGCUUCUGGCACUAGAUUAUGAAGGUGCAAAUUUGAUCCUUUCAGCUAAACACUCUCUUGUUAGUUCUGCGAAUGAGAUCCCUUCAGAUCUUUCUCAGAUCCAUCCUCUAACUUCAUUAUUUGGCUAUAUCUGCAACAUAAUUGAAAGUGGCUGUUUUGUCCGAUUUCUUGGACGUUUGACUGGAUUCGCUCCAAAAAAUAUGGCGACCGACAGAAUGGUUGACAACUUGUCAGAUGCUUUCUUUGUUGGGCAAGCUGUGAAUUGUCACAUUCUUAAGGUGAAUAGUGAAGCCAAACGAAUAAAGCUUUCCUUGAAGCAGUCUCUGUGUGCAUCACCUGGCAUUUCAUACGUUCAAGGUUAUUUUCUUGAGGAAGAUAAGAUAGCUGGGAUGCAGAUAUCUAAUGUCAAAGAUCUUGAUGUGAACUGGUUGAAGGAUUUUAGAAUUGGCAGCUUGGUUGAGGGUGAGAUUCAAGAGAUAAAAGAAUUGGGUGCUGUAAUUGGCUUAAAAAAUCAUCGUGACAUUGUUGGAUUUUUGGCACACAAGCAAUCGGGGGGUGCCAAUUUGGAAGUUGGUUCUGUAGUUAAUGCCUUGGUUCUGGACAUAGCUAAAGUUGAUGGAAUUGUCGAUUUAUCCCUUAAACCAGAACUUGUCCACAGUGCUUCUGGUGAAAAUAAAAAGAAGCGACACAGGAGUGCAUCUACAGACUUAGAGCUACACCAAGUAGUGAAUGCAGUCGUUGAAAUGGUAAAAGAAAACUAUUUGGUUCUUUCUGUUCCAGAAUACAAUAAUGCUAUUGGGUUUGCGUCAAUAACUGAUUACAACAUUCAAAAGCUUCCUCACAAGCUUUUUGAAUAUGGACAAAGUGUUAUUGCUACUGUUGGGGAGGUUCCAAGCUCUGAAUCCUCUGGAAGGCUUCUAUUGUUUCUUAAUUCUUUUACUGAUGGCUUGAAGAAUUCCAACUCUAAAAGAGCGAAGAAAAAUACUCGCUACACUUUAGGAUCACUUGUUGAAGCUGAGGUUAUUGAAAUAAAGCCUUUGGAACUUCUUUUGAAAUUUGGUUAUUCAUUACAUGGGAGAAUCCAUAUAUCUGAGGUAUUUGAUAAUGGAGAGUGUAUGGAAAAUCCUUUUGCCAAAUUUAGUGUUGGACAGUUACUUAAUGCCAGAGUUGUUGCAAUACCUGGACAUUCAGGAAAAGGCACAAAAGGGCAUAGCUGGGAAUUGUCAAUUAAACCCUCAGUCAUGGCUUUUAUAGGAAGCACGGAGAAUUUCACCACUCACGUCGAGGAGCAGUUUAACUUCUCAGCUGGAAGAAGCGUUACUGGAUAUGUUGUCAAGGUGGACCCUGAGUGGGUUUGGUUAACUGUGUCUCGAUCUGUUAUGGCCAAUAUGUAUAUCCUCAAUAGUUCUUCCGAACCCAUUGAGCUUGAAAAUUUUCAGCAUCGUUAUAGUGUUGGCCAAGCCGUCAGUGGUCACAUCUUAGAUAUAAAUGAAGAAAAAAAAUUGUUGCAAUUGGCAGCAUAUCCAUCUUUUGAUUUUGAUAUAGUUAAAGCUCAUGAGACUGAUAGUCAAAAACCUCGACAUGCUGUCCAACAAUAUCGUCAAGGUGAUAUAGUGGUUGGUAGAAUCAAAAAGAUUCUUCCUGCUGUUGGUGGAGUUCUUGUACAGAUAGGUCCUCAUCUAUUUGGAAGGGUUCACUAUACUGAACUUGUGGAUGACUGGCUUCCUCUUCCGCUAUGUGGCUAUCAAGAAGGGCAGUUUGUUAAGUGCAAGAUUCUUGAGAUGGGCCAUUCAUCGGAGGGACCUCUGCAUGUUGAUUUAUCUCUUCGUGCUUCAAUUACAACGAACCAGCAUGAUCAAAGUUUGGUUUCGUGCAGUAAGAGAUAUGAAAAGAUUGACGAUAUUCAUCCUGGCAUGAAUAUUCAGGGUUAUGUUAAGAACAUCACAAAAAAGGGUUGUUUCAUUUCUCUUUCUAAAGUGAUGGACGCAAGGAUACUUUUGUGUAAUUUGUCAGAUGAUUUCAUUGACAAUCCUGAAAAGGAAUUUCCUGUUGGAAAGCUUCUACAUGCUAAAGUACUGUCAGUGGAACCAUCUUUGAAAAGAAUUGAAGCUACAUUGAAAAUUGGGGAGACUGAAACAAUAAAAAGUCUUCAUGUAGGUGAUAUUAUUACUGGCAAGAUCAGGCGCGUCGAGUCUUUUGGACUUUUUAUUGCUAUUGAUGAGAGCAAUAAAGUUGGUUUAUGUCAUAUAUCAAAAUUAUCAGAUGGGCAUAUUGAUAACAUUGAACAGAUUUAUAAAACUGGUGAUACAGUAUCGGCAAAGAUUUUGAAGAUUGAUGAAGAAAGGCAGAGAAUAUCCCUAGGGAUGAAAAAAUCCUACUUGGAGGAUGGUGGUAGUAUUGACAGGAAUGUUGACGUAGAAGCUGACCGUAAGGAUGAUCACCAGAAUGGUGCUUCAUCCAUUGAUAAUCCAUUUCUUGAAUUGCAGCAUAGUGAGGACAUAGCUGAUGGUGGCCCUGAGAUUCUUGCACAGCCAGGAAAAAAUACUUCUAUUCUUCCGCUUCAGGUUUCUCUGGAAGAAUCAGAGGAUUCUGAUGUAGAUAAUCUUGAGAUUGUCAACAAGGAUGAUGUCAAUGACAAUGGUCAGUUUAACAAAAAGGACAGACGGGCAAAAAAGAAGGCCGAGGAGGAAAAGGAGCUUGAAAUUAGUGCUUCUGAGGAAAGACACCUGCAGAAUGACAUUCCAAUGACAGAAGAUGAAUUUGAGAAAUUGGUUAGGAGCUCACCAAAUAGUAGUUUUGUCUGGAUAAACUACAUGGCUUUUAUGCUUAGACUUGCAGAUAUUAAGAAAGCACGUGACAUCGCUGAGAGGGCUCUGAAUACAAUAAAUAUUAGAGAGGAAGGGGAAAAAUUCAAUGUUUGGGUAGCAUAUUUAAACUUGGAAAAUGAAUACGGAAACCCGCCAGAGGUGGCCGUGAAGGAAGUAUUUCAGAGAGCAUUGCAGUAUUGUGACCCUAAAAAGCUGUAUCUAGCUCUAUUAGGAGUGUAUGAGAGAACCAAACAACAAAAUCCUGCAGAGGAGCUCCUUGAAAGAAUGACGAAAAAGUUCAAGCAAUCAUGCAAGGUUUGGUUGCGCCGCAUUCAAAAUUUUUUGAUGAAUAAUAAGGAUGAAACUAAGUUAAUAGUAAACCGCGCUCUUUUAAGUCUCCCACGGAAAAAACAUAUUAAGUUUAUUUCUCAAACUGCUCUGUUGGAAUUCAAAUCUGGUCAACCAGAUCGAGGUCGGUCAUUGCUUGAAUCUAUUUUGCGAGAAUAUCCCAAGAGAACUGACCUUUGGAGCAUUUACCUUGAUCAGGAGAUCCGUUUGGGUGAUACAGAAGUAAUCCGUGCCUUAUUUGAGCGGGUGACGUGUUUGAGUCUCCCUCCUAAGAAAAUGAAGUUCCUCUUCAAGAAGUAUCUGGAGUAUGAAAAAGCCCAUGGCGACGAAGAAACAAUGGAACAUGUCAAGAGAAGAGCACUGGAAUAUGUCGAGAGCUCUCUGGCCUGAUCUGUUAUGAAACUUGAAUCGGAGCACUUCCAAACCUGUGCCUCUUGUUGUGCUAGACCAAUGCCUGGUUCCUUGACGAAAGGGAACUUGAAAUCCAGCCUAUGGGACGAAAGCGGGGCAUUCUCUGUUUUUUCCUGCUAAACACUAGUGAAUAUCUUUGCAAUAGUUGAAACUUAGAUUUGUAUAUGCACAGUUUUGCUAUGCAAAGAUUGUUGUCACGUGUGAAGUUGAUGGUUCAUAAACAUCAUCUUUUAGACAACAAUUCUGAUGGGUUCUCCAUCAGAAAAUUUUUGUUAUCCCUAGCUAUUGAUUAAUUAUUCCGGCCAUUACUAGUGAAUACCUUUUGAACUCUAAGCCCUCCUUGAAGCCUUUAACAUAUAGUUGAGCUUUGUAUUUGAUCAAUGUGCUAUCAUGUCUAUUCAAUUUGAAUGCCCAUUUAUUCUUUGGAGUUA
Molecule: messenger RNA, 6454 nt
Organism: Zingiber officinale
Lineage: Eukaryota; Viridiplantae; Streptophyta; Magnoliopsida; Zingiberales; Zingiberaceae
Product: rRNA biogenesis protein RRP5-like
Exons: 41
Coding region: 315-6002 (1895 amino acids)
Biological process (GO): rRNA processing
Cellular component (GO): small-subunit processome; nucleus; nucleolus
Molecular function (GO): protein binding; RNA binding
Source: RefSeq, a predicted model, not a curated record